AUGGCGAAGAAGGCAUUGCCCAAGGAUCAGAUCGUGAAGCUGAUCGUGGGAGCUGGCCAGGCCAGCCCCAGUCCCCCCGUCGGUCCGGCCCUGGGUAGUAAGGGUGUGAAGAGUAUGGAUUUCUGUAAGGAGUUCAACGCCCGCACUGCGCACAUCAACACCGGUGUCCCUAUCCCGGCCCUCGUCACCGUCCGUCCCGACCGUUCGUUCCUGUUUGACCUCCGGACCCCGACUACGACCUAUCUGCUCCUGCAAGCCGCCAACGUCGAGCCGCGCAAGAACCGCAUCCGCGGGGCCCAGAACCCCGGCCACGAGAUUGUGGGCAAGGUCUCUCUCAAGCACAUCUACGAAAUCGCCAAGAUCAAGCACACCGAGACGCGACUGUCCGGUCUGAGUCUGCAGGGCAUGUGCAAGAGUGUCAUCGCCCAGGCCAAGUCGAUUGGAGUGGAGGUGGUGCCGUGA
Messenger RNA from Aspergillus aculeatus ATCC 16872, 462 nucleotides. Its product is annotated as mitochondrial 54S ribosomal protein uL11m. Gene Ontology annotation, cellular component: mitochondrial large ribosomal subunit; ribosome. The record is from RefSeq and is a predicted model, not a curated record. NCBI's taxonomy places the organism in Eukaryota, Fungi, Ascomycota, Eurotiomycetes, Eurotiales, Aspergillaceae. The coding region runs from base 1 to 462 and encodes 153 amino acids. Gene Ontology annotation, molecular function: structural constituent of ribosome; large ribosomal subunit rRNA binding. The transcript is spliced from 2 exons. Gene Ontology annotation, biological process: translation.